Pseudoliparis swirei is the source of this 1346-nucleotide messenger RNA. RefSeq lists its product as uncharacterized. Lineage: Eukaryota; Metazoa; Chordata; Actinopteri; Perciformes; Liparidae. Bases 1 to 615 code for a protein of 204 amino acids. The record is from RefSeq and is a predicted model, not a curated record. The transcript has 5 exons.
AUGACAGCCGGCAACUGUAACAUCUUCCUAAUCUUCACCGUUUAUCUGAGCUUCAUCUUCCUCCAAAGCCAUGGCUUCGGGGUGAUUCAGCCUCGGAAUCGGACCGUGAACCCAGACGGGUCCGUCUCCAUCGGCUGCGAACACGACGCCGACGUCGACUCAGUCGAAGAUGUUCGGCUCAACGUUAUAUCGCCUCUCAGAACAGACCGACCGAGAAUGCUGUGCCAGAAGGGGAAGAAAGACUGUGAGAACAUGACCAUGCACCAGGAGAGUGCCCACAAAUGGCUGUUCAUCCUGCUCAACGUCGGGCCAGAGGCCAUGAGCGUGAGGUACGAGUGCGAGUUCACGGUGAAUGAAGACGAUUUAGACAUCCAGAGGAAAGGAACGCCGACCGAACUACUGCCACCUCAAAAGGAAGCCGCCUGCCUCCUGCAGCCGUCACCUUCUCCUUGUCCCCAGGCUCCUCAAUCUCCUGAGCUCUUCUGGAUUCUGAUUGGUCUGCUGGCUCUGAUGUUCCUGUCCAGCUGCUUCGUCAUCUCCUUCUACAUCAGACUGAGGUGCAGCAAGGGAGAAGCAGAGAACUCCACCUAUGUAGAAAUGAGGAAAGCUCCUUGAUUCAGGAAUCCACCUUUGUGACUCAUCUUUCUUCACCUCUGGCCUCAUGAUCAACAUAAGGAGAGGCAAAAAACUCCUUUUUUAAAUGCGGCUGGCAUCGUAGUCCCAAGCUCUGGCAUAUAUAUAUAUAUAUAUAUAUAUAUAUAUAUACUACCAUUCAAAAGUUUGGGAUCACUUUGAAAAAGAAGAACAUUUCUAUGUGUUUUUUUCUUUUCGAAGUAAAGCACUGUUUUUUUCAAGAUAACAUUAAGUUCAUCAUAAAUCCACUCUUUUCAAAGUUAAUGUGGUAAAUGACUAUUCUAUGGUGUUUAAUGAAGUCUCUACAGAGGUGUGUAGAGGCCCAUCUCCAAUGUUCUAAUGGUACAUUGUGUUAUCGCCUUAGAAGACUAGCGGAGGGGUAGAAAACCCUUGAAAACCCUUUUUAUGUGAGCGCAGCUGAAAACAGUUAUGCUGGUGAGAGAAGCUAUAAAAAUGUAUAUAUACUUUUAUUAAAAUCUUCAAGUUGUGGAGAAUGUGGAGACCUGCAACAGUCAAGCCUCUUACACAUAAAAGUGGUCCUGACCUUGAAUACCCUUGAAUAAAACAGCAAGGGAAGGUUAUUUUAUUCUCCAUUACCAUGUGUUAUCUAUUUUCUGUUUUAUCACUAAUGUCUUAAAAGUUAUUUUUAUAUCACCGUGUAUUAUUUUUCAAAUUUUAACAUUUUAUUAAUAAAAUGAAACUUGAAAACCUGA